Messenger RNA from Nymphaea colorata (pocket water lily), 1484 nucleotides. Its product is annotated as protein disulfide-isomerase like 2-1. Gene Ontology annotation, cellular component: endoplasmic reticulum. NCBI's taxonomy places the organism in Eukaryota, Viridiplantae, Streptophyta, Magnoliopsida, Nymphaeales, Nymphaeaceae. Gene Ontology annotation, molecular function: protein disulfide isomerase activity. The transcript is spliced from 11 exons. Bases 74 to 1153 code for a protein of 359 amino acids. Gene Ontology annotation, biological process: protein folding. The record is from RefSeq and is a predicted model, not a curated record.
UCCCCCUUGCGCCUGCUUCAUUCUCACCGUUGUUGCGGUCGUUGGCAGAGGAGAGGGAGCGAAAGGUAGGAGGAUGGCGAGCCCUAAAAUCUGGUUUUCUUUGAGUGCCUUGGCACUGCUCCUCGUGGUGGCUGUGGCCGACGUCGUCGUCCUCAACGAGGGCAAUUUCGAGCAGGAGGUAGGCAAAGAGAGGGGCGCGCUUGUGGAGUUCUACGCCCCCUGGUGUGGACAUUGUAAAAAGCUUGCUCCAGAAUAUGAGAAACUUGGCGCAACCUUUAAGAAAACAAAAUCCAUUUUAAUUGGCAAGGUGGACUGUGAUGAGCAUAAGAGCCUCUGUAGCAAAUAUGGGGUUACAGGAUAUCCUACAAUAAAGUGGUUUCCUCAAGGUUCCUUGGAUCCAAAAAGCUAUGAGGGUGCACGGACUGCAGAUGCCCUUGUUGAGUUUGUAAACACUGAAGGAGGCACCAAUAUGAAGUUAGCUGUGAUUCCUUCCGAUGUAGUUGUGUUGACCGAACAUAAUUUUGAUGAAGUUGUCUUAGACGAGAAGAAGAAUGUUCUUGUUGAGUUCUAUGCACCAUGGUGUGGUCAUUGCAAGAGUCUUGCCCCUACUUACGAGAAGGUUGCAACAGCUUUCAAGCUAGAGGAGGAUGUAGUAAUUGCUAACCUUGAUGCAGAUAAGUACAAGGAUUUGGCGGAGAAGUAUGGCAUCAGUGGGUUCCCAACAUUGAAGUUCUUCCCAAAAGAUAACAAGGCUGGUGAAGACUAUGAUGGUGGUCGAGAUCUGGAUGAUUUUGUCACCUUUAUCAAUGGAAAAGCUGGCACUAGUCGUGAUUCAAAGGGGCACCUUACUUCUCAAGCUGGUAUAGUCUCAAGUUUGAGUGCAUUAGUGAAGGAGCUUGUGGAUGCUGCUGAGGGUGAACGGAAGGCAGUUUUGUCCCAGAUUGAGGAGGAGGUCGAUAAACUAGAAGGAUCUGCUGCAAGGUAUGGUAAGAUAUAUGCAAAGGCAGCAAAAGCCUUUAUAGAGAAGGGCGUGGAUUACCCCAAGAAAGAGAUGGAGAGGCUGCAGCGUAUGUUGGAGAAGUCCGUAAGCCCAUCAAAGGCCGACGAGUUUGUACUCAAGAGGAACGUCCUUUCUGUUUUUGCAUCAUCCUGAGGUGGAUGAGAUUUAUGUACCUGUAAGGAGCAACGCUGUGCCCCUUUGCGUGGACCUGAAGAAUCAUACGCUUGGGAAACAUUGCAGGGGCAGGUGAGCGAGACCCUAGUGUGGGGAAGGCAUUAGUGCGGCCUUUUUUCUAUUUGAAUGUAUCUUCUUAAUUUAGGAAUUUUUUGAAGAUCUAGUAUCAUGCUGCUUAGAUGUCACGGAUAAAGGUGUUAUUGAACCCUGCAAACUCUACCACAUUCAUGAGAUGCCACUUAUUCUCUAAAAGUCUUCCUUUUUGUUACUAAGAUGCUCAUAUUUCUUAAAAAAUUUAUAUUUUUAUUUA